Molecule: messenger RNA, 1530 nt
Organism: Akanthomyces muscarius
Lineage: Eukaryota; Fungi; Ascomycota; Sordariomycetes; Hypocreales; Cordycipitaceae
Exons: 4
Coding region: 1-1530 (509 amino acids)
Biological process (GO): nitrate transmembrane transport; nitrite transport
Cellular component (GO): membrane
Molecular function (GO): nitrate transmembrane transporter activity; nitrite transmembrane transporter activity
Source: RefSeq, a predicted model, not a curated record
AUGGCUUUCAAGGUCGCUACCCUCUGGCAGGCGCCCGAGCUCAAUCCUGUCAAUGGCAAGGCCCGUUCAAUUCCCGUCCUCAACCCGUUUGACAGACAUGGCCGUGUCUUUUUCUUCUCUUGGAUUGGCUUCAUGGUUGCGUUCCUCUCGUGGUACGCGUUUCCGCCUCUGUUGACCUUGACCAUCAAGAAGGAUCUCAAGCUCACGCCGACUGAGAUUGCCAACUCCAACAUUGUUGCUCUUGCAUCCACGCUCUUUGUUCGCGUCCUUUCCGGUCCUUCAUGUGACUACUUCGGCCCAAAGGUCACUUUUGCCGCCCUUCUGCUUCUGGGCGCCGUCCCCUCUGCCCUCGCCGGCACCGUCACCACGGCCAAUGGCCUGAUUGCUCUGCGCUUCUUCGUUGGCAUCCUCGGCGGCACCUUUGUGCCCUGCCAGGUGUGGACUACCAGCUUCUUUGAUAAGAACGUCGUUGGCACGGCCAACGCCCUCACGGCCGGAUGGGGCAACGCCGGCGGUGGCAUCACCUACUUUGUCAUGCCCGCCAUCUUUGACUCUCUCGUGGAGCACCAGCACCUCGCCCCCCACGUUGCGUGGCGCGUGUCCUUUGUCGUGCCGUUCAUCCUCAUCACCUCUAUUGCUCUCGGUAUGAUGCUGUUCUGCGACGACUGUGCGACGGGCAAGUGGUCGGAGCGCCACCAUGCCGUCCAGGGUAACCUGCACCGCCGCGGCCUCAGCACGUCCAACUCGAGCGUCCAGGAGAAGCGCACUGGUGAUGCUACGGCUCCCUUUGAGGCAACUCCCGAGGCUGCUUUCACUGAGCAGAUGAAGAACGAGGCUGUCUGCAACGAUGCUGAGCUCAGCGACCAGGAACUCCUCGACGCUGCCAACCACGAGGUGGUUAAGGCACCGACUCUCAAGGACACCAUCAUGGUCACCAUCAGCCCCCAGACUAUCGUCGUUGCCGCUGUGUACAUGUGCUCCUUUGGUGCCGAGCUUGCCAUCAACUCCGUCCUCGGCGCCUACUACUUCAAGAACUUCAAGGCGCUUGGACAGACUGGCACCGGCCGCUGGGCUGCCAUGUUUGGCCUGCUCAACGUCGCCUUCCGUCCCCUUGGCGGCGUCAUCUCGGAUGCGCUCUACCGCGCCACCGGCAGCGUCUGGUCCAAGAAGAUUUGGCUCUGCUCCCUCGGUGUCGCCUGCGGCGCCUUUCAGAUCGCCAUUGGCUUGACCGACUCCCACUCCCACUCCACCAUGUUCGGCCUCAUGGCCGGCAUGGCCUUUUUCCUCGAGGCCGGCAACGGUGCUUGCUUCUCCCUCGUGCCGCAUGUCCAUCCCGCCGCCAACGGCAUCAUAUCCGGCAUGGCGGGCGCCGCGGGCAAUCUCGGCGGCAUCAUCUUUGCCGUCAUCUUCCGCUACCAGGGUACCGACUACGGCAAGACCUUUUGGGUCAUUGGUGUCAUUACCAUUGCCAUCAACGUGCUCGUAUCCUGGGUCAAGCCUGUCCCUGCUGGUCAGGUUGGUGGUCGCUAA